Messenger RNA from Vicia villosa (hairy vetch), 1959 nucleotides. Its product is annotated as DNA repair protein XRCC2 homolog. Gene Ontology annotation, biological process: double-strand break repair via homologous recombination. NCBI's taxonomy places the organism in Eukaryota, Viridiplantae, Streptophyta, Magnoliopsida, Fabales, Fabaceae. The record is from RefSeq and is a predicted model, not a curated record. Gene Ontology annotation, cellular component: Rad51B-Rad51C-Rad51D-XRCC2 complex; replication fork. Gene Ontology annotation, molecular function: ATP-dependent DNA damage sensor activity; DNA binding; ATP binding. The transcript is spliced from 9 exons. The coding region runs from base 108 to 1097 and encodes 329 amino acids.
ACUGACUCUGAAUUCAAAUUAAAAAAAAAAGAAAGUAUAUAUACUACAACUAGGUCAAUUGAAAUUGCGUGGGAAACAAGAGUUAGUGUUGAUCGAAACUGAAAAAAAUGAACAAGAAAGAUCGAGAAGAAAUCGAAAGCUGGAUAAAGGGAGACGAAAAUGGCGGCGAGAUGCUUAAACGGGUAUGGAGGGUCCGACCUUUCAUUCUUCCUCCGCCGCUUCACAGAGUCCCUCUCCGCGUCGGUAACGUCCUCGAACUCGUCGGUCCAUCUCCUUCCGCCAAAACUCAAAUUCUCAUUCAAACCGCAAUCACUUGCAUUCUUCCUAAACACUGGAAUGGGAUACACUAUGGUGGAUUUGAUCAUUUGGUACUCUUUAUUGACCUUGAUUCUCGAUUUGAUAUCAAUCGUUUCUCGCAAUUGCUUGUUCAUCGGAUUAUGGAACCUUACGGGGAAGAAGCUAGUGGAGAUUAUGAUAAAUCGUUAUUUGAUUUGUGCAUGACUCGGUUUUUGUAUGUUCGUUGUUCAGACAGUUUUCAAUUUCUUCAGACUCUCAAGACGUUAAAUUGGCGCUUGGAUAAGGAGAAAGAAGUUCACGGGGUUAGUGUUCACUUGCUCAUGAUUGACAGUAUAGGAGCUUUUCAUUGGAUGGAUCGUGCAUCUAUGUUAUUGCCCCUAAAAGAAAACAGCAGGAAAAAGCUUUUUCUUCAAAGUGUGUCAGAAGCUGUAGUUCAGGAUAUUAAAAAGCUUCUUCAGGUGCAUCCAAUGCUUGUUAUAGCAACAAAGUCAGUGAUAUUUUGGAAUAAACAACCCACAGCUUCAAUUGAUGUCAAAGGAAGUUUCAUGAGAAAUAAUUGGGAAGAAAGAAGUUCGAGAAAUGCAACAAGAAACAAUCAACACCUUGAGUAUCGUGAGUAUAUGCCUUCUGUGUGGCAGUCCUUUGUUACACACAGAAUACUCAUACGAUCUUCAGAUGAUCAUUCUGUUACAAGCAACUGUCAGAACUCCUCAUUCUAUUUGUUGGAAUGGUUAUUGCCAAGAUUGACUUUUUCAGAUAAGAUUGUAGUGAAAGAUGCUGGAGUUUUUGUAGAUUCAUGAAUCCUGUUUGCAGAAGGAUGGCAGUAUGUGAUCCAUAACUGCUUUUAAUUGUGAGUAACAAAAUCUUUUCUACUGAACUUUGUAAACACAUUCUCAUCAUUAUUACUCAUAAUAGCAGCCCUCUCAUUUGUUUUCAUAUUUUUUUAUUUGUGAUGCUAAUUGAUGUAGUACAGAUUCACUAAAGGCUCUUAAACAAAUGGAGCAUAUGACUUCUUGGUUGGAUUAUGCCGGAUAUAGGAUUCAUGAUAUUAUCAAGAAGAUCCGGUUUCAUGAGGUUAAAUUACUCUGUGUGCUACAAGAGAAAAGGAGUGUUACAAGUUAUAUUUCACAUCGAUAUUCCAGAAAGAUUGGCCAUAUAUUUUAUCCUAUACAGCAGGAUAAUAGCACUGGCAGAGGACAUUCUGCUGAGCAUUAUCUCAUGCUAAGGAAAGGAGCAUUCAAAGUGUAAUUUUUAGGCAAGGUCCAGCCGCAGAAAGAAACCUACGGAACUGGUGAAAGGAUUUGAACUCCUAGAUCACAAGAAUCCAUCUUAGAUGUGGCACUUAUCAAAAGGAGGACAUAAUUUUGCUAACCUGGUCUAAGGAAAGCUUCUAAGUUCUAGCACUUAUGUUUCUAUUCAUGAUUUUUGCUUACGGACUUGAUAUCUGUAACUUUUCAAUGUCUCCACCAUUAUUCUGACCCAUUCCUGGGUUGAAAUUCUGGUGCUGUAUAUCAUGAGUAAUUUGUACAGAAAUUUUAGGUUCUUUGAUUAGGAGAUUAGGAAAUGUAUUAUCUCUAUUAUUUGUUGUUUUGCUCACUUCUAUAGUAAAACUAUCGAUUAUUUUGCUCACUUCUAUAAUAAAACUAUUGAUUAUUUUGCUCA